AUGGUUGAACGAGGUGAUUUCUGGGACGACAGCAUCUGCUUCGACGCCGCCAUCGACGGACUACUCCUGCAGCAAGACCACCCUUUACAUGACAGCACCUUCCUGGACCAGCAUGCUCUGGGGACCUUCAAUCUCGCCGCGUCACCAAGAAAGGCAAAGCGUCGUCGACCAAACGCUGUCAAGGACGAACUCGCGACAUUGCGGAGGACGUUCGACGACCUCACACGGCAGCUACAAGCUCUCACAGACGUUCAUUCGACCACUACUCCAUUGAAGCAUGCUAUGGCGAUAUGGGCGGCCGCAGCCCGUCACGAACGGAUCGAAGCACGAAGAGCCAAGGACGAGAACCACGCGCUCCGCACCGCCGUCAACGACCGCGCCGAGUCCAUCGAGCACCUCCGGCGCAUCUUCCUCAAGAAAAUCAAUCGAUUCACGAGCAAUCUCAUGCCAUUUCUUUCCGACCACCUUUGGAGGCAGUUCCACCUUCCCGUGGAUCCGGUGCAUCGGAUUGCCGCCAUCCACGCCAUUUCAGAUCGACAACGCCGCCGGCAUGUCCAAAUAUUGAUCCAAGCGGGCAUCCUCGACCAAGAAACCGACUUGUACGCGGCGACGCCCAUCACAUUGGCCGACAACCGCCCCGGAUUGCAAGUCAUCAACCACGUGAAUCUCCCGAUUCCACACCACGUAGCCGCGACGGCAUGCUGGGACGCGGUCGGGGGUGGCCCGCGGCGGCCGCCAUUGCCCUCUCAUGCGCAUGAAACGCUGGAACGAAUUGACGACCACACAAUCUACGAACGAUUCAAUCAGCUACAAUCACUGGACGAGCGCCUCGUGUCCAACACGAUCCGAAAGCUGUUUCGAGGCCCGGACAAGGACGUGGUGAUCUGCCGCACGGUGCUCCACGACGCCGCGUACCCCGUGGACACUGCCACUCCGACAUUGGUCGACGACAUGGCCGGAUGGAUGGUGGCGAGGCCGCAUCCGGACGCCCCAUCCGCCAUGUGUCGCUUCACUAGCGUGUUUCAAGUUCCCUUGGAAGCUCAUGGAGCGAGCAUGAGCACGCCACCAACACAUUACGACAUGGAAGAGAUCAUAUCGGUCUUGCACACGAUGUCGUUUGUGUCGUCGGCCCAACCGACGCCACGCACGACCAUGCACAUCCAGCAUGCCCAGACGCUGGACUUGACUGCGAUCUCCACGCCCGUGCCCAGCAUGGGCACAUUCCUCCCGCGGGGGAAGGACUUUGAACUGGCCAUCAAAGCGUCGCUGAAUGCUGCCAUCGCGACCGCUCAUGCCGGAGCGCGCCCUCGCCACCCAACGCAGAACCCGCUACGGCCAGGCGACCUUAAACACAGUAAUCUAAAAUGAGU
Molecule: messenger RNA, 1370 nt
Organism: Aphanomyces astaci
Lineage: Eukaryota; Oomycota; Saprolegniomycetes; Saprolegniales; Verrucalvaceae
Exons: 4
Coding region: 1-1368 (455 amino acids)
Source: RefSeq, a predicted model, not a curated record